AUGGAGAACUAUGAGAUACUGGAGCAGAUUGGUAAAGGUUCUUUUGGUUCUGCGCUACUCGUGAGGCAUAAACAAGAAAAGAAGAAGUAUGUUCUGAAGAAAAUCCGCCUUGCUAGACAGACGGAUAGAACUCGCAGAUCUGCACAUCAAGAGAUGGAGCUUAUCUCCAAAGUGCGGAAUCCAUAUAUUGUGGAAUACAAGGAUUCCUGGGUGGAAAAGGGUUGUUAUGUCUGCAUCGUGAUUGGGUAUUGUGAAGGAGGCGAUAUGGCAGAGGCUAUUAAAAAGGCAAAAGGCAUUCUUUUCCCAGAGGAGAGGAUUUGUAAGUGGUUAGUUCAACUAUUGAUGGCACUCGAUUACUUGCACACUCACCACAUACUUCAUCGUGAUGUCAAGUGUUCAAAUAUAUUUCUGACGAAAGAACAAGAUAUACGUUUAGGUGAUUUUGGUCUUGCAAAAAUAUUGACUUCGGAUGAUCUUGCUUCCUCUGUGGUGGGUACUCCAAGUUACAUGUGCCCGGAGCUUCUUGCCGAUAUACCUUAUGGCUCCAAAUCAGAUAUCUGGUCUUUGGGCUGCUGUAUAUAUGAAAUGACUGCUCAUAAACCUGCAUUUAAAGCCUUUGAUAUACAAGGUCUGAUCAACAAAAUAAAUAAAUCAAUAGUGUCUCCACUGCCAACUAUGUAUUCUGGCGCAUUUCGGGGGCUCAUCAAGAGUAUGCUGAGAAAAAAUCCAGAACAUAGACCAAGUGCUGCAGAUUUGCUCAAGCAUCCGCAUCUUCGACCACACAUCCUGAAUAUCCAUCUUAAGUCUAAUAUCCCUAGGCACCAUACAUUCCCCACCCAAUCAUCCGAUGCCAAUAAUGUGAAGAAAACAAGAUUCAUCGAGCCCAAAGCUGUUCCCGUGCUUACUGAUGGAGAUAAAAAGGAGAAAACGCGAGCAUUUGGCAACAAUAGGGCCUUGAAUCCUAGUAUAUCAGGGAAUGAACUGGACUCACCAUGUUCCUCUCCUAGAGCUCGAAAUUUUUCGAGCCAUUUGAAUCGAAGUUUCUCAGAAUCGUCUAUUGCUAGUGUCAAUGAAUUUACUGGUGUGAAGAAGUCAUUAACUACUAAAUUAUCAACUGCAGUCAAAAGUACAAGAGUGAAUUCAGCAAAGGCUUCUGCCACUCCAAGAAAGCACAUAACUCCAUCGAAGAUAUCCAACUGUGGUUCAACUCGUGAAUUGCUACCAGUGUCACGUAUUCCAGCUAGGAAACCGUCCCAAUCAACUCGCAGAGCAUCACUUCCAUUGUCAACAGGGAGACCUUACAAACACACAGCUGGUUUCGUUUGCAUUGUGGAGACCCCAGAUGUCUCUGUUAACGCUCCUCUAAUAGACAAAAUGGUCGAGUUUCCUUUGGCUUCGUCUGAAGAAAUUAUACUCCCUAUCCGCCGAGCUUCGUCAACAUCUGCUCAAUUCUCUUCUACCUCACCAUACAGUGGUGAUCGUUCUAUCACAAAAGACAAAUGUACGGUCCAGAUACUUGAUAGAGUUUUGGUCGGGCCACACACUGCCGGGGCUGGCCCUGCUUAUGGGGUUCCACAAAAUGGAAGCGUUUGUUCUGAGCACAACCCAACAAGUGGUGGUUCUAUCCGUUCUUCUUCAGAUUCUCGGCAGCGCAAGUUCGACACCUCGUCGUACCUGCAGCGUGCCAACGCCUUAGAAGGAUUGCUCGAGUUCAGCGCGCAACUCUUGCAGCAAGAACGCUUUGAUGAACUUACAGUGCUGCUGAAGCCAUUUGGACCCGAAAAGGUUUCUCCUAGAGAAACUGCGAUUUGGCUGACAAAGAGCAUAAAAGAGAAUGUCGCAUGA
This is a messenger RNA of Fraxinus pennsylvanica, 1845 nucleotides long. The record is from the annotation of a GenBank genome assembly. NCBI's taxonomy places the organism in Eukaryota, Viridiplantae, Streptophyta, Magnoliopsida, Lamiales, Oleaceae.